AUGGCUACCGCAGCACCAACAGGUUCCUCGAGCAAGGAGACAACUAACUACGCUCGCCUAUGUCGUCUGCUAGUUGAUGUGGGUACCCAGGCCCUUAGAGACACAUUUGAUGCCAUCCAUCCACCAGCCAAUCUUCACACAAUUUUGACCGCUAAUAUUACCACCUUACAGUCCCUGAGAACAAAAAAGGUUAUAAACGCGACGCAAUGGGGAAAGCUUUUUCCAGCCAACCCUACUUUUGUUUCAUCGGCCAAUUUCGACAUCACGCUUUUAAUGAUUCUGUUGCGAAACAUGUGCGGCUUACCUUCUCCUGUAGCAGGCUGGGAUACACUUCCUGCUGUAACGGAUGUGAGUCUUGAAGCUGAUAUCACCCGAAUUAAAUAUUACAGAAACUCUGUGUACGGUCAUGCCGAGUGUGCUUCAGUUGAUGACUUAACGUUCAACGCAUGUUGGGGUGACAUACGGAAAACUCUGGUGAGACUUGGAGGAGAAAAGUACAGAGCAGACAUUGACAAUCUUGAAACUGAGUGCAUGGACCCUGAAGUUGAAGAACACUCCAAAGAACUCCUCAGCCAAUGGAAAAAGGAUGAAGAAAACGUUAAAGAUAAACUAGAUGAGGUCAUCAAAAAGCUGGAUGAUUUGAAAACAUCAAGUUUGCCUCGAAAGAAGAAAUCUGCGAUCGAAGGUUAAGGAAGCUUUAGUUUCACUAAUUUUGCUUGUUCAAAGCUUGUUUAUGGCAAUGGUCUACGAUCUGUAUCAACGUAAAAGACUAAACGCAAAGAGAGCGAAGAGAAAAGAGUUUUGUUUGGGUUUUACACCCCAUUCAAACUAAAGCUUUAAAAAAUUUUUAAAGCUGUUUUUUGAAACACGGUGUAAUUUUUUUUUCUUCAUAGAAGCUGCGUACACAGAUGUUUGUCGACUUAAUACAAGUCAUGAAAAAUUCAGUUCUACAGUUCUCUGUUUCUGAUUUUCAUUACGUUUCACCCGGUGUAACUAAACAUGUUUUGCUUGUGUGAAUGGUGUUUUAAUUACCUUCGCUUGAUUUCGCCGAUAUGUAUACAUAGGUACUAUAUCACAAAAAACUCACAGCUUUAUGACAUUUCAAUAUCACUCUUUGGAAUAGAACUAGAAGAGAAUACUCCAUAAUACGCUUUAUACCUCUUUAUGUAAGCAAAUAACCUAACUUUCACUUUGAAUUUUUUAUUUGUAUAUUUGUAAGGUGAGUCCACUGUACUGGAGGGGCUGUUGGAGAAUUCUGUGAUGUGUAGAGAAAAAGGCCAUGAGACCGAACCUCUGGAUCGCUAUUGUAAGAAAUGUAAAGUUUCCAUUUGUGGCAGGUGUGGAGAGACUCGUCACACUCAUCACACCAUAGUUAAUAUCCAAGAGGCCGCCGAGGAAGAGAAACUAAUGUUGGAAGCGACUUUAGAACAAGUGAAAAUGGAAGAAGUUGACCUUGAGAUGCAAAUGAACAGAACGACAGAACUUUUUACAAUUAGUAAGGAAAAAAUAACCGAAGCUCGUAAGAAUGUUUGCACAACAAUUGAAGAACUCAUUCGUACAUUAAAGGAGCAUGAAAGGACCAUUUUGACCGAGUUAAAUGUUAUUGAAAAUGCACAACAAAGAGAUUAUUCAAUACAAUUAGAACACUUGCAAGCAUCUGUGAACGAAUUAAAACGCUCUGUGAAAAAUUGCAAGGAAAUCCUACGAAAAAACGUUAGCGUCGAAACUCUACAAGCACAACAUGAUGAAAUUGAAAGGUGUAAAGGUGUUCUAAAAGCACCGAAAAAGGAAAUUUAUAAGCCAUGCCACCUUCGCUAUCAGACAGAUGAGGAGUACCACGAGAGGUUGACAGGGUCUGCUCCUGGUAGAGUUAUUAUUAGCAAAACCGAUCCCUUAAGGUCAUAUUUACAAUGGAGAGGCUGGGGAAAAGCUGAAGCCGGAAAAAGGAUGAGCUUUGACAUCAUAACUGUUGAUUCAGAUGGGGAAAACUUUAUCCAGGAAAUCGAUGAGAUCAAAGUGAGAGUUCAGAGUCCAUCAGGGCUAAUGGAUCUCGACCCCGAAUCACAACGGUUGAGUAAUUGUUAUGUUCUCAAACCACUCUGUGAUGGAGAACAUGAGAUUACAGUUUCAGUUAACGAUCAACCGCUUCCUGAUACUCCCCAGAGGCUCCUUGUGGCUCCAUACUCUUAUUCAUUCACCAGUGAAUUACAGCCACGUAGAAAAGUUGAGCAAGUCAAAGAACCCUGUGCUGUUGCAAUACACAGUAGGACACGGAAAUGGGUAGUAGUUGAUCGAAAGAAAAAAAGGGUGCAAAUUUUUGAUGUAGAUAUAAAAGAACUUGGUGAGUGUGAGGCAGUGCUGAAAGACCCCACCUCAGUUGCAUUCACUCAAUCUGGUGAUGUCAUAGUCAUUUCCGCUGGUGCCAUGCUUUCUUUUACUUCUAGUGGUAAAUUUAUUGCUCAGAUCAACAACAAACACUUGAAAGUCCCAUUCUCACUGACUAUUGCAUGUGAUGGCCGCAUGGUAGUGUGCGACUCAGGGGACAAGUCAGUCAAGGUCCUUUCCUCCGACGGGACAGAAUUAUUACAGACCUUCAAUGCUCCAGACUGUGACGACUCCCCAUGGGAGGCUGUUUGUCACCAAGACAUGUUCUUCGUGUCUUACCCCACAGCCGGUUGUGUUAAAACAUUUAACAAUGUCGGGGACUUUCUUUACGAUAUUGGGAAAAGACAACUGAUUGAGCCCCGUGGACUUGAUGUCGACGCCUUUGGCAAUUUGAUUGUUUGCGACGCAAAAAACAAGACUUUGAAAAUUUUCAAACUGGAGGGAAAAUUUCUAAAUGGGAUUCACCACAACCUGCUCGACUGCCCUUGGUCUAUUGCUGUCAGCCCAAGCAGUCCAUUGUUUCUCAUAGCUGAUCCGGUCAAAAAAAGGGUCUUAUUCUUUUCGUAA
Messenger RNA from Pocillopora meandrina, 2952 nucleotides. NCBI's taxonomy places the organism in Eukaryota, Metazoa, Cnidaria, Anthozoa, Scleractinia, Pocilloporidae. The record is from the annotation of a GenBank genome assembly.